Gigantopelta aegis is the source of this 1065-nucleotide messenger RNA. RefSeq lists its product as uncharacterized. Gene Ontology annotation, molecular function: zinc ion binding; nucleic acid binding. Lineage: Eukaryota; Metazoa; Mollusca; Gastropoda; Neomphalida; Peltospiridae. The record is from RefSeq and is a predicted model, not a curated record. The transcript has 2 exons. Bases 1 to 1065 code for a protein of 354 amino acids.
AUGGAUCAACCAAAAAUUAUACCAAAUACAGAUGGGACCCUUAAAAGGGUCCACACCGAAGUUUCGGACUUCUUGUCUUCCGACGAGGAGUCCAUGAAAUCGAAAACUAGUGUGAAGAAAUCCAAAGUGAUUUCUUCACAAAACUGGCCAAGGUUUCUCGUCAUCAGUUCCACUGAUGACGGAGUCUUGAAUAAACUUUCACCCUUUGCCAUUCAAAAGGCAAUUGUUGGCUUGGCUGGUGAGCCAAAAUCUGUCAAAAAAAUUAAGACUGGCCUUUUGGUUGAAUGUUUAACCGAAAGGCAUUCUACUUGUCUUCUCAAGUCGACAGUUUUUUGCAACGUACCAAUUAAGGUAACUGCGCAUUCCUCCCUUAAUUCGUCAAAAGGAGUUAUCAGAUGCAGAGAUUUGGAAGGUGUUAGCGAGGAAGAAAUAUGCCAAAAUUUACGUACACAAGGAGUUACUGCUGUGAGGAGGAUAAAGGUUCGUCGAAACAAUGACUUGUUACCGACGAAUACUUGUAUCCUCACCUUUAACGUCCCUACCCUUCCUCAAUCUGUCAAAGCCGGUUACCUUAAUAUUCCUGUUGAACCCUUUAUUCCAAACCCCUUGCGUUGCUUCAAAUGCCAGCGGUUUGGCCAUGGUCAGAACACAUGUCGUGGAAAACUUACAUGCGCUCGUUGUGGUCUAUUUGACCAUGACAGCAAGACAUGUAAGAACGAUACACUUUGUCUCAACUGCAAGGGCAACCACUGUGCAUACUCGCGAGAGUGUCCGCGGUGGAAACUGGAAAAAAGAGUUCAACAGGUGAAGGUACAAAAUAAACUGUCCUUCACGGAUGCCAGGAGGUUGGUGGAGACAGCAACACCUACAGUCGGUGACAAGUCAUAUGCAGCUGCAGCUGCUGCCAAAGUCGCCACUAAAAGUGUUGCAGUCAACACAGACCUCACUUGGCAUUGUGAUGAAGCCAAGUACAAGAAACUGUCUGAUAUUGAGAAGACGCAAAAACAGACAUUCACUAGUCUAAUUCACAGCAUCAGGGGUCUUAUGCAUGAACCGAAACAAUGA